AUCACCUUGAUAUGAAUCACUAAGCAAAUAAUAUUAAUACCUUUAAGUAAAAAAAUACUAAAAUCAAUCAUGCUUUCUUCAACUAUACAAGCUAUCAUUUUCUUUUCGUUAAUCCUUCUUUAUCCUUCAAAUGGACAAUUGAAUGCAACUUUCUAUUCUAACACAUGCCCUAAUGUGUCAUCCAUUGUGAAAAAUGCUGUUCAACAAGCUCUACAAUCUGAUUCACGAAUUGGUGCAAGCUUAAUUCGUCUUCAUUUUCAUGAUUGCUUUGUCAAUGGGUGUGACGCGUCGAUUUUGUUAGACCAAGGAGGAAACAUUACACAAAGUGAGAAAAAUGCAGCUCCAAAUUUCAAUUCCAUUCGUGGAUUCGGUGUGGUUGAUACCAUCAAAAGCUCUCUUGAAAGUUCAUGCUCUGGCGUUGUAUCUUGCGCUGAUAUUCUUGCCCUUGCAGCUGAAUCUUCUGUGUCUUUGGCAGGGGGUCCUUCAUGGAAUGUACUACUUGGGAGAAGAGAUGGUUUAACAGCAAAUCAAGGUGGUGCGAAUAGCUCCAUUCCCUCUCCAUUUGAGAGCCUAGCCAAUGUUACAUCUAAAUUCUCUGCAGUUAACCUUGACACUACUGAUAUGGUUGCAUUGUCAGGUGCUCACACAUUUGGACGUGCUCAAUGCCAAUUUUUCUCCCAAAGACUGUUCAACUUCAAUGGCACUGGAAACCCAGACCCAACCCUAAACACAACCUAUUUAGCAACACUUCAACAAAAUUGUCCCCAAAAUGGAAACGGUUCUACUUUGAACAACUUAGACCCAUCAACUCAAGACACAUUCGACAACAACUACUUCACCAAUCUUCUAACCAAAAUGGGUCUUCUUCAAACAGAUCAACACCUUUUUUCUACCAAUGGUUCUUCCACUGUCUCAAUUGUUAACACCUUUGCCAAUAACCAAACAGCAUUUUUUAACCAAUUUGCUCAAUCAAUGAUCAAUAUGGGUAAUAUUAGCCCCUUAACGGGUACUCAAGGAGAAAUUAGAAUUGAUUGUAAGAAAGUCAAUGGAAGUUGAUGAAGGAAAACAAAGAGAAAUGAUUAAGAACAUUAUAUGUACCAUGUUUUUGUUUAAUCUUGAUGUUGUUUAAUUAUUGUUUCCAUCAAAAUGUACUAUAGUUUUGUCUUUAAAGUUUUUGUGUACGUUAAUGUUGGACUUCGAAUUUGUUAAGAAAUUAAUAUAUGUGCCUCCUUUUUGUGUAA
Molecule: messenger RNA, 1241 nt
Organism: Medicago truncatula (barrel medic)
Lineage: Eukaryota; Viridiplantae; Streptophyta; Magnoliopsida; Fabales; Fabaceae
Product: peroxidase A2
Exons: 4
Coding region: 70-1056 (328 amino acids)
Biological process (GO): response to oxidative stress; hydrogen peroxide catabolic process
Molecular function (GO): heme binding; peroxidase activity
Source: RefSeq, a predicted model, not a curated record